Messenger RNA from Merops nubicus (carmine bee-eater), 942 nucleotides. RefSeq names its product uridine phosphorylase 1 (gene UPP1). Gene Ontology annotation, biological process: uridine catabolic process; nucleotide catabolic process. The record is from RefSeq and is a predicted model, not a curated record. The transcript is spliced from 7 exons. Gene Ontology annotation, molecular function: uridine phosphorylase activity. Lineage: Eukaryota; Metazoa; Chordata; Aves; Coraciiformes; Meropidae. The coding region runs from base 1 to 942 and encodes 313 amino acids. Gene Ontology annotation, cellular component: cytoplasm; cytosol.
AUGGCUCCUGGUGUCUCAAAUGAGAAGAAAACUGAUGAUGAACAGUCUUCAAAAGAGAAUUUUAUCUGUCUCUGUAACCCUCACCUGGAGAAAAUGGAAGAAGACAUCCUGUACCAUUUUGCUUUGGGGACUUCUACCCAUGAUUUUCCAGCAUUGUUUGGCGAUGUAAAGUUUGUAUGUGUUGGAGGAAGCCCUUCACGGAUGAAAGCCUUUAUUGCCUAUAUAGCCGAAGAACUGGGGCUUGGGAGCCCUGGUUGUGACUACCCUAACAUCUGUGCAGGAACUGACCGUUACGCCAUGUACAAAGUGGGACCUGUUUUGUCAGUCAGUCAUGGUAUGGGCAUUCCUUCUAUUUCAAUCAUGCUGCAUGAGCUGAUCAAACUGUUAUAUCAUGCCAAGUGUUCCAACAUAACCAUUAUUCGCAUUGGGACCUCUGGUGGAAUAGGUCUGGAGCCAGGCUCAGUGGUUAUAACUAGGCAGUCUGUAGAUGCCACCUUCAAGCCUCAGUUUGAACAGGUUGUUCUGGGGAAGACUGUGAUUCGCAGUACCAGCCUAGAUGAGCAGCUCACUAAGGAACUGAUGCAGUGCAGUAAAGAAAUCAACCAGUUCAAUACAGUCAUUGGAAACACCAUGUGCACAUUGGAUUUCUAUGAAGGACAAGGCAGGUUGGAUGGUGCAAUCUGCUUAUAUAAUGAAGAAGAGAAACUGCAAUAUUUGAAGCAAGCUUAUGAUUCUGGUGUCAGGAACAUAGAGAUGGAGUCUUCUGUAUUUGCUGCAAUGUGUAAUCUCAGCAAUGUCAAAGCUGCCGUAGUGUGUGUCACUCUUCUGAAUCGCCUUGAAGGGGAUCAAAUUAGGAGCUCACAUGAUGUACUUGUGGAGUAUCAGCAGAGACCACAGAAGUUAGUGGGAUAUUUCAUCAAGAAAAGUCUGGGGAAAGUAUGA